AUGUCCAGGCGGUUGGGGUUGUCAGAUGGGGUGCCAGUCUACAUCAACAUCAUUCGUAACCCCCUGGAUCGCCUUCUGUCUUACUAUUACUUCAUGCGAUACGGGGACAACUUUCGGCCGCAGGUCAAACGCAGGAGAAUGGGCAGUGACAUGACCUUUGACGAGUGUGUGGAGCAGGGACAGAAGGAUUGUGACCCAGUCAACCUCUGGCUGCAGAUCCCAUUCUUCUGUGGACAUUCCUAUAGAUGCAGACAGCCAGGCAGUCGUUGGGCCCUGGACAUGGCCAAGUACAACCUGAUCAACCACUACCUGCUGGUUGGGAUCACUGAGGAGCUGGGGGACUUCAUAGCCAUGCUGGAGGUCAUACUGCCUCGCUUCUUUCACGGCGCCAUGGAGCUCUACCUCAGUGGAGAGAGAUCCCAUUUACGACAGACAAACAAGAAGGAAUCGCCCAGUGAGGGGUCCAUCAAGAAGAUCCAAGAGUCCACUAUAUGGAAGAUGGAACAGGAAUUCUAUGAGUUUGCCUCCAUCCAGUUCCAUUUCCAGAAACGUUUGUUGUUCCAAGCGGUUGACAGCCUGGAACCUGGAGAAAAUAUAUCAGAUCGGAAGAGUUACCUUCUCUCUGAUGGGAAGUUAUAUGUACCUAAAGAAGUUCAAAUUCAUUAUGAGAAGGUUCGGCCCAGAUGAUAGGGGCUUUCCUGCUGUGAUAUGAAUUACAUCUGAAAGUGUAUAUUGAUAUUGUUGUUGAUUCUGGUGCUUUCUUUUAUGUUUUUAAUGAUUUGUUCAGUAAUACAAUAUUUGCAAGUCAUGAUCUAGUGGACUUAAGGCGUUCUUGAACUGAGAAUGAGGUGACCACGCAAUAUCGAAAAAAAAUCUGGGAAAGGUAGUGGACACAUUUCCCUGAAUCGAAAAAUUAAUGAUAUUGACCAAAAAGUAGCAGUGAAGAUAAGAACCAAUUAAAGAAAUAAAGUGACAAUAGGAUCUGUACAGCAAGAGAAUGAUUAAAAAAUAAUAAUUUGUUUUUCAGAAAGUGACUUGAAUCUUUAUUGUUGACAACUUAACUGUGUUCUUAAUGUGGCUUUCAAAUAUUCUGAGCAAAUUCUAUAGCUUUUGGUGCAUUUAUAAAAUAGAAAACUGCCACUUUAUGAUGAAGAACUGGCAUAUAAUAUGCUCACACAAUUUUCCUUUCAUAUAUGUAACAUCUGUGCAAAAUAAUGUUUUAAAGUUAAUCCAAUUAUUUUCUCGCGAUUAAUGGGUAAUUCACUCACUAACAAAAUUUGUUGAUUUGUGGUAUUUGUAU
Messenger RNA from Dreissena polymorpha, 1300 nucleotides. RefSeq names its product heparan sulfate 2-O-sulfotransferase 1-like. The record is from RefSeq and is a predicted model, not a curated record. Lineage: Eukaryota; Metazoa; Mollusca; Bivalvia; Myida; Dreissenidae. Gene Ontology annotation, cellular component: membrane. Bases 1 to 687 code for a protein of 228 amino acids. The transcript has 5 exons. Gene Ontology annotation, molecular function: heparan sulfate 2-sulfotransferase activity.